Molecule: messenger RNA, 2285 nt
Organism: Sardina pilchardus (European sardine)
Lineage: Eukaryota; Metazoa; Chordata; Actinopteri; Clupeiformes; Clupeidae
Gene: klf2a
Product: Kruppel like factor 2a
Exons: 3
Coding region: 337-1518 (393 amino acids)
Biological process (GO): regulation of transcription by RNA polymerase II
Molecular function (GO): DNA-binding transcription factor activity, RNA polymerase II-specific; RNA polymerase II cis-regulatory region sequence-specific DNA binding
Source: RefSeq, a predicted model, not a curated record
UGCGAGCCAGCAUUGACGACAGGCUCUCGCUGAGAAACAGCUUUAUAUACCAGAGCUAAAAUUAGGGGCGAGUAUUGCUCUACCUCCAUCCUGAACGUGUUUCCUCCGCUUACUACAAUUGGUCCAGCUUUUCAGCGACGAUAUUUAUAAGGUAGGCUCUCCUACCAAUCCAAAGUUACUUAUGCGUUUGAAUUACUCUACGAGAGUGGAGAAACAAGUCGAUCAGAGCAACUACUAGUAUUUCUCCACGGAACUGUAUUAGACGCACAUAUUACACCUGGCAACUGAAUCUUAACAAAGGAGAAAUUUUUAUUUCUCUCACUGCAUUUUUUGGAUAUGGCACUAGCCGCAACUAUUUUGCCGUCAAUCUCUACUUUUGCUGGUCAGAGGGAAAAAUAUUGGGAUAACAUUAGUAGGUGGAAGGGUGACAGUGACAGGACCAUGCAUUCCAGCUGUUCCAUAGUCGACAACACACCGAAAAUGGACAGCCUUGGAAGACCGGAGGAAGAGGAUCUUGACAAGUACUUGGACUUGGAUUUUAUUCUGGCGAAUACUCCUGUGACUGCAGUUACGGGCGAGUACAGGCUGCCAGAAUCAAACAAUAUGUUCAACGAGGGGAUCGCACCAAAUUCUUACCCGAUGCCCGAAAUCAACACUCCUCCUCCACCGUACACCACCAGCCUCAUGGCUGAACUUCUCAGGUCUGAGGUGGAUACCAGCUAUUGCCAACCGCACCCUGGCAACAACAUUCAAGGGAGAUUCCUUGUCAGAUCCUCCUUCUCAAGUCAGGAAUUUCUGGACAAUAUCAAAACAGAACCCACUAUGGACGGUUACGGGCCAGUCAUGGGGAUGGUACCUAAAAUCAAGCAAGAGGCGAACGUGUCCUGCAUGAUGUCUUUUGAGCAACCGAGAGUUGCACACUCUCCGCAAACAACCGGGAACAUGACUCCUCCGUUGAGUCCGAACGAUCUCUUGAACUCGGACUGCCAGUCUCAACUGUGCCACACGAUGUCGUUUCCCCAGGGCUACCCCUCUGCGGCGGGUUUCCCCCACUCAAACACGCACCCGCAUCAUCCUCCCACGCCUCAUCAAAUCCAAAUGCCGUACCCAAACGCGCAUCAUUACGGUAUGUGCGAAGACGGUCUCGGCGCAGCGAUGAACAAUCAAAGAGUUUUGUUAACACCCCCAUCAUCCCCGCUCGACAUCAUGGACGCAAAGCCCAAGAGAGGACGACGCACUUGGCCAAGAAAGCGGACGGCGACCCAUGUCUGCACGUUCGAAGGAUGCGGCAAGACAUACACCAAGAGCUCGCACUUGAAAGCGCACCACCGGACGCAUACAGGUGAGAAGCCAUACCACUGUAGCUGGGAAGGAUGCGGCUGGAAAUUCGCCCGGUCUGAUGAGUUGACCCGCCAUUUCCGUAAACACACCGGACACCGUCCUUUCCAGUGCCAUCUCUGCGAGCGCGCUUUCUCCAGGUCGGACCACCUUGCAUUGCAUAUGAAAAGGCAUAUGUAAGAGAUGGCCCUGAACCACCCAACGAACACUUUACACUGAUGCAGGCAUGCAAGAAAGUAUGCUUUUGAAAUUUGGAUUAUUUUUUAACUCAGCAUAUUUAAGGAUUUUCUAGGGAUAAACAAACGUUUGUCAGUAGGCCCACAGACGAACAUGGAUAAACUUGACAUAGUAUUCUAUAGAUCUGAAUUAUGUAGCUGGUACUACUUUUUUAACAAAUUAUAUUUUUAAGACUGUUAGAUAGGCUCUUAUCUGUCAUUAACAGUAGGCUGGACCUAAGUACACAACUGACUGGAAACAUACUGGAACCAUACAGCAAACCUCUAAAGAUUGUGAGCUGUUGUUUUUCUCACCACAUUGCCUUAUUUUAAACAAUGUAUUUACAUUCAUCGGAGUGCCAUUGCAUUUUUUGGCAAACAUAUAGGCCUAUAUAUAUUUUUGAAAGCUCUCAAUUUAAGAACAGCACAAGAAAUAAGCUUUAAGACAAUGUUUUUGAACUAAAACUGCCUUUUGGUCUCAGGCUUGAACUUGGUGUUUCAUGUGUGCCUUGUUUCAAAGAUUGUAAAUCAGGGUCUAUAACUAUGCUUUAACAUGUUUUAUCCAAACUGUUUCAAUUAAAACAUUCCAGACAGCCCCAAGUGUGUCACUGGGGACAAAGUGAAUUGUGCAAAAUGACAAGUUUUUUUUAUCUGAUGCCUUUUGACUUGUACAUAAUUUAUACGUUGUAUAUAGUGUAUUUUAUGUACAUAAUAAACUUUGAUUGAAAUAUU